This is a messenger RNA of Scophthalmus maximus (turbot), 2881 nucleotides long. It is a transcript of the gene khdrbs2, whose product is annotated as KH domain containing, RNA binding, signal transduction associated 2. Gene Ontology annotation, molecular function: mRNA binding; poly(A) binding. Gene Ontology annotation, biological process: regulation of alternative mRNA splicing, via spliceosome. The record is from RefSeq and is a predicted model, not a curated record. Lineage: Eukaryota; Metazoa; Chordata; Actinopteri; Pleuronectiformes; Scophthalmidae. Bases 738 to 1682 code for a protein of 314 amino acids. The transcript is spliced from 13 exons. Gene Ontology annotation, cellular component: nucleus.
CUGCGGACCCGCGCCGAGGAGAGGCAGCAGGCGGCGGCGACGGGCUCACACCUCCGAGCCACACAACUCAGCAGCUCGGACUAGUUGUUGUCUUUUCUCUUCUUCCUCUUCUUCUUCUUCUUCUUCUUCUUCUCCUUCUCCUUCUUCUUCUUUUCUUUUGAAGCGGGUUUGCCCUCUUUAUUUUAGGGGGGCGGUGGGUGGGCGGGUGCGCAUUUAGGUUCCGGCGGAGUGACGCUCCUUGAACACAAGCAGGAGCGGGGAGGUUUCGGUUCGGUUGGCAUUCCGACGCACGGCAGUCGUCCCCCCCCAUCCUCCCCCCAUCCCAUCCUCCCCCCGCCCCCCCCGUGGUCUCCGCCUGCUCGGCCGGCCAGCAGCUCCUCUGUGGCGACGAUGCAUCCGGAGCAGUACCUGCCCGAGCUGGUGGCGGAGAGAGGCAGCCUGGACCCCUCCUUUGCGCACGCCGCGCGCCUGCUGGCAGAAGGUGGAGAAAUGCUGUGAGCACAGAAAGUAGAGAGUAAAGUCAAGGGGAGUCGUCACCUUUUGUUUUCGAAGCCGCCGCCCUCCAAGAGAUUGAAAAGUACGACGGGGAUGAAGUGAGAAAAGAUGGUGACAUAAAGAAAUACCUAGAUAUCAUCAGCAAUAAAAAUAUCAAGCUCUCCGAAAGAGUUCUCAUUCCAGUCCAACAGUACCCAAAGUUUAAUUUUGUUGGGAAGCUGCUGGGACCACGGGGAAAUUCCAUGAAACGAUUGCAGGAGGAGACGGGAGUGAAGAUGUCCAUCCUUGGCAAAGGGUCCAUGAGGGAUAAAGGCAAGGAGGAAGAAUUAAGGAAAAGCGGGGAGGCCAAAUACGCCCAUCUGAGUAAUGAUCUUCACGUUUUAAUUGAAGUCUUUGCUCCACCUGGAGAGGCCUAUUCCCGCAUGAGUCACGCCUUGGAGGAGAUUAAGAAAUUCCUAGUUCCAGACUACAAUGACGAGAUCAGACAGGAGCAACUGAGAGAGCUCUCCCUGUUGAAUGGCUCCGAGGAGUCGAGCCGAGGGAGGAGUGCACCAGGGAGGACCGCACGGCCGGCGAGCACAAUAUCCACAAGGGGCCACAGAGGCACAGGGAGGAGUGCAGCAGCACCUCGGGGGACGGCGGCGGCGGCGGCAGCAGCAGCGCCACACAGCAAACUCCCCACCACCGCUUUGACGAGGGAGGCACAAGCUCCGCGAGCCAGGGGGGCAGCGGGGAGUGCUGGGUACAGGGUCCCGCUGUUAGCAGUCACACAUGAAUCAUAUGACGACUACGGCUACGAUGAUGGAUACGGUGGAGAAUAUGACGACGACAGUUACGAAGCCUAUGAGGAUAACUACAGCAAUCAGUCGAAGAGCAUUUCAGAAUAUUACGAAUAUGGACAUGGAACCGGUGACGAAUCCUACAACAACUACGAGGAGGAGUGGCCGACCACCCGUCCCUGUCUCAAAGCCCCCAUCUUACGGCUGACGAGAGGGGGCUACAGGAAACAUCCCUAUGAUGAGGAGACAAUCGGUCAAAGCAGAGGCGAAUAUAACAGAAUACCAUUUUCUACUUGUGCUUCUUUCCAGAGCAGAAGGCACAGAAACCCUGCAGCUCCCAGAGGACUGACGAUUGUACUGAGCCAUCAGACACAUUCGGGUCCUUCAUCAGUCAGGAAAGUAGCUUGAGACACAUUUGGACUUUGGACUGGAGAGAAAAGAUGAUGAAAUAUGAAACAUUAUGCAAAAGACUGACAACUGACUCACAGGUGAGGGGUGGUGGUAUCUGAGUGUUAGUUACUUAACAACAGUGUUACUUUUCACUUUUACCUAUCGCAACAUACUUGGUGCAGGAAAAUUGCAAGAUUUUUCAACAUUGACAUACGUUUCUCUUGAUAAUUCUCUUGACAAUACCCAGGGCCCAGAGUUCGGUGCUACACCCCUGCACGUAUGACGUUGGUAACUUAUCUCCCUGCAGGAAAGUUAAUACGCAUAUUUCUGAGAUGGUGCCUGUGAACUCUGACACAGUGAUCUGAAGAGAAAUGUGGGAAAACAUGUAUAAUUGAAAACGGAGAUGGCACCAGAACCAUCACAUUCCGCAGUCAUGUCAUGUUACCAUCUGCUUAUGGGUUCAGUCUGGCUAAGGGAAAGCGACAGAGACAUCCUCGGAUAUGCGACACACCAUGCUCGCUAAUUCAGUCAACGGCCGUAUGAACAAAUAAAGGAUGGCAGCGGUCUCUCUCGCGCCAACUCCCGUGCUCAGUGCCUUAUUUUCCUCGAAUAAUUGCACCUAUUUGUUCUUAACAAGACAAUAAAAACCUCAUUCCGGAAGGUUGAGGUGGGAGUGCGAGGUGACAGUCUGCGUCCGUCUAUCUCCGUCUCAAGGACGACCUGAUUGUCUCUGGCUAAAAGCUGCAAUCUCCAUACGGAGCGUCACCCUGGAUGUCAGACGAGCGUUGACGGAUUAUAACCGGGGGAUUCAUAAAGAGACAGUCAGUGGAUCUGGGGGAAUUACUGUACUGCACCCGAACAAAAUGUCAGACUCGGGGGCUGACAGAGCUCGCCGCAUAUACAAACUACUGCACACCAAGGACACAAUGUCAUUCAUCGCACAUCCUCACAAUCAAUUUCGGCACACGUGGCCAUGCUUCACACAAAACCAGCUAGGGAUUAUUUUAUAGACAGAAAGGAAAAGUUUGACAUCUGCACAUUAGACAUCCAGUCUUAGUAAUCCAGUCUCAAUAUGGUCUAAGCAUUAUUUGCCUUUUUGUUGUCCUUAGUGAAUUUCAAUAUGAAGUGCAUGCUUCUCCUCUGUGUUGCAGGUUGGUAAGCCUCACGAAGACAACAAGAAGUUGCGUUCCUUUUGGACAAUAAAACUUUGCACUUGU